AGAGCCAUUUCCGGCAGGCCGAAACUAGGAAGAAACUUGAGAGCCGCGGAGGCGCGGGUNGUAGUUGGCGCUCCGGUCCGUGCCCCGUGGCCCGCGCCGCGCGGACCUGUGGAGGCCUGGCCAUGGGGCGGCGCCGUGCUCGUGCGGCCUAGGCGUGCGGGCUCCGCUGUCGGACCGGGCGCUCGCGGGCGGCAGGCGGCGUGGCAGCCGCGGUCGCCGCGGGCCUGGGCUCCGNCAUCAUGAACAUCGACGUUGAGUUCCACAUCCGGCACAAUUAUCCUUGGAGCAAGUUGCCAACCAACGUGAAGCAGAGUCUUGGAAACUCACAGCGAGAAUAUGAAAAGCAGGUUGUUUUGUACAGUAUUCGCAAUCAGUUGCGCUACAGAAAUAACCUAGUUAAGCAUGUCAAGAAAGAUGAACGNAAAUACUAUGAGGAACUGCUGAAGUACAGUCGCGAUCAUCUCAUGCUGUACCCUUACCACUUAUCCGACAUCAUGGUGAAGGGCCUGAGGAUAACCCCAUUCUCAUACUAUGCUGGGAUCAUGGAGGACAUCAUGAACAGUGAGAAAAGUUAUGAUUCAUUGCCUAAUUUUACUGCUGCUGACUGUCUGCGACUUCUUGGCAUAGGAAGAAACCAGUACAUUGACCUGAUGAAUCAGUGUAGAUCUUCAAAAAAAUUCUUCAGAAGGAAAACUGCCCGUGACCUUCUACCAAUGAAGCCAGUGGAGAUUGCCAUCGAGGCGUGGUGGGUGGUGCAGGCUGGAUAUAUCACAGAAGAUGACAUCAAGAUAUGUACUUUUCCUGAGAAAGGCGCAAUUGAUAAGAUCAUCGACUCGGGUCCUCAGCUCUCAGGGUCACUAGAUUACAAUGUCGUGCACAGUCUGUAUAACAAAGGCUUUAUUUAUCUGGAUGUGCCCAUAUCAGAUGACAGUUGUAUAGCUGUCCCGCCUCUGGAAGGUUUUGUAAUGAAUCGGGUACAAGGUGAUUAUUUUGAAACCCUACUCUAUAAGAUAUUUGUGUCAAUAGAUGAACACACUAAUGUUGCAGAGCUUGCAAAUGUCCUUGAGAUAGACUUAUCGCUGGUAAAGAAUGCUGUUUCAAUGUAUUGCCGAUUGGGCUUUGCCCAUAAGAAGGGACAAGUAAUAAAUUUGGAUCAACUUCAUUCGUCAUGGAAGAAUGUUCCAUCUGUGAACAGACUAAAGAGCACGUUAGACCCACAAAAGAUGCUCUUAUCAUGGGAUGGCGGGGAAAGUAGGAGUCCUGUGCAAGAAGCUUCUUCUGCUACUGACACAGACACAAAUAGUCAAGAAGAUCCAGCUGACACGGCGAGCGUGAGCAGUUUGAGUCUGUCCACUGGGUACACAAAGCGAAUUGCAUUCCUGUUUGACUCCACUCUUACUGCAUUCUUAAUGAUGGGAAACCUUUCACCGAACUUGAAAAGCCACGCAGUCACCAUGUUUGAAGUGGGCAAACUCUCAGAUGAGUCUCUGGACAGCUUCCUUAUAGAACUGGAGAAGGUUCAGAGCACUGGCGAAGGAGAAGCACAGAGAUACUUUGACCAUGCACUUACUCUGAGGAACACUAUCCUCUUCCUGCGUCACAAUAAGGAUCUGGUGGCUCAAACCUCUCAGCCAGACCAGCCCAACUAUGGUUUCCCCCUGGAUCUCUUACGCUGUGAGAGCCUUCUAGGUUUGGACCCAGCAACUUGCAGCAGAGUUCUAAACAAAAACUACACACUGCUUGUUUCCAUGGCGCCUCUUACCAAUGAGAUCCGGCCAGUCAGCAGCUGCACCCCGCAGCACAUUGGACCAGCUAUCCCAGAAGUCAGUUCUGUCUGGUUUAAAUUGUAUAUUUACCAUGUCACUGGGCAAGGACCACCAUCUCUCUUACUGUCCAAAGGUACAAGACUUCGGAAACUGCCAGAUAUAUUCCAGGGUUAUGAUCGGUUACUUAUAACCUCUUGGGGCCAUGAUCCUGGGGUCGUUCCUACUUCAAACGUGCUCACGAUGCUGAACGAUGCUUUAACACAUUCUGCAGUGCUAAUUCAGGGACAUGGUUUGCAUGGGGUAGGAGAGACUGUCCAUAUACCCUUUCCAUUUGAUGAAGCAGAGCUGCAAGGAGAGUUUACCCGUGCCAGUAUGGGCGUUCAUAAAGCACUGCGGAUUCUGCGGAGCAGAGUGGACUUGCAGCAUUUCUGCGGCUAUGUCACCAUGUUGAAUGCUUCUAGCCAGCUUGCCAGUAGAAAGCUCAGUGACGCGUCUGAUGAGAGAGGCGAGCCAGAUUUGGCUUCUAGUUCAGAUGUAAAUGGGAGUACAGAGUCGUUUGAAAUGGUCAUUGAGGAAGCAAGUACAGAUUUGGUGACAAAACAAAACUCUGGGGCCACAGCAGAAGCAGAUUGGGUUCCUCUUGAGCUGUGUUUUGGAAUUCCUUUGUUCAGUUCCGAAUUAAACCGGAAAGUUUGUCAGAAAAUAGCUACACAUGGCCUGUGCAGGAAAGAGAGCCUUCAAAGUCUCUUACAUUCCAGUAGAAAACUCUCCCUGCAAGUCCUUAACUUUGUUCAUUCAUUCCAGGAAGGUGCUGCUACUCUGGAUCUUCACGCAGAGCCUGGCUUCUCGAGUGUGCUUUCACAGUCGUCCUGCGCUGACAUGGGAGUUCNACUUCCGGCCAAAAACUUAAUGUUUAAAGAUGGUGUCUUAUCGGAGUGGAGCGGACGCUCACCUUCCUCCCUGCUCAUUGCUAGUCUCCAUUUGUAGUAAUUUGAUUACAACAUUCAUUGCUCACACUUUCUGCCUUUUUUCUUUCUUAUGCUGGCUUCACAAUGUCAGCCACUAAGCUUCCAGCUGCCUUGGUGCAGGUCAAGCGUCACUGGUAGGAACCAAGCGCUCGGAAUGUGCUCGUGUUUUCUGAAGCCCGAGGCCUGUUGUUACACAUCUUACCGCAGCAAAGUACUUCUCAGCAGCCAGCACUGUACUUGAGACAAUCUGCAUUUCUUUUCUAAAACUAAGGACAUACUUUAUAGGCUAUAGAUGACUGUUCUGUUUAUAAGCAGUCACUAUGGAUAUUGCAGUGGUAGUUUUAUAUGUAAGUUUUCAGACAUAAACCUGGUUAAUUUUAUAUUUUGUUACCUACACUGAGGGGAUCACGGGAGGAGAUGGACUCUUCUUCCUCCAAAAGGCUUCUUGGUUCUUGAAGUAGUCACGCUAGAAGUGGCAAGCAUCCAGCAGUGAGGGGUACGGACCAGGGCAUUAAGGAUUACUGUGGAUGUCAGUAAAUUAUGUAUGCCAAGUGAACGUGAUUGAGGGUAUGUCGAUCAGCAUAGUUAUGUAAACCUAACCUUGAUUNCUAAGGUCUUAACUGAUGAUCCUUUGACAUCUCAUGAGCGCUUUGGAGAACAUUCUAUUUUUAAAUGAUGUUUGUAUGUGGACUCCCGUUGUCACUCGCCUUGGGCUUUAUAUUUUCAUAGAGUCUUUAUGGAAAAAUAGAAUUUAUUUUCCACGUGUAGUUGAGGCUGUUGCACGUCUCAUCUUGUCUUGUAGCUUUACCUAGGAANUGUUACGGUAAUUGACCUUGAUUUCAACUAGGAUCGUGGUGGAAGUUGGGAUCGCACGGCAGCAGCCUCAGGGCCGUGUCUUUGGACUCAGCUCCAUGGUGAAACGAUUCCUCAGACACAGCAUCUAGACCUGAAACCGCACACAGCUCUGGGGAGUGGAGAAGCACUGAUUGGCUUCCCCGUGCUGUAGGCAUUGGGUCUUUUAGUGUCUCAAAUGUCAGAAUCUUUGGAACCACACUUAGGCUUUCCAGGUCCCCUUCCUUGGGCCUUUGUGUGCUUAGUUGAGCUCCCCUAACCCAACUGGGCAAGCGACAUACCUGAAACACUCAAGCAUUACACNGAUUGAGAACAUUUGAGCCUAACAGCUUUGCUGAUGGCUUUUGUUAUUUAUACAAGUGAUAUUUGUGUAAUUAACAGACUUCUGCAAGUAUAUGCCUUUCUUGAAACCGUUAAAGUAGCCAUGCAUUUAAUACCAUGGNCUAUCUGUAGAAUUUACUAUUUUGGACCAGGUUACCUGUAGCACAGUCAGUGCUGUGUUUGGGUAAAUGAAGUAAUGUUUAGUUUUCUACUUUGUCUUGUAUAAGGUAGAACUGUAUGUAUGUCAUAUUUGUCUGUAAAAGGAAAAGUACAUAGUAAUAUUAAAAUAAUUUCUAUGACUGUGAAUUACUCAUUUAUUUUUCCAAUUACUGAUACUGUACAUUCCUAGUGCUAUUAGUUAUNUGUGUAUGUAACUUUUACAGUUUCAACUGAAAGUUGUCCGUAUUUCUUUUGAUCAGGGCUCUUUAAUCUCAUUUGCUUUGAUUGAGUUAACUGUAUUAGUAGUCGAAUGCCAACUCUAAUGACAUGUACACUAAUAAAGAAUUGAACAGUUGUAGUUACAACAGUCCAGUUAUUGCUGAGUUUAUAGCUUAAAAUAUGGGAGUGAUUUGCUGCUAUAAUUCCUUUGCAAAACACUGAAGAAGAAAGAGAUGAGGCCUAACCGUGACCAUGAACUUUCAGGACAGUACUUAUUUAAAAACAGCACUUUCCAUCUGGAGUUUUGUUUAGUAGGACGAUUGAGACCAUCAGAAUCCCAGCCAAGUCCCUGUCCUCUGAGGGGCCCUUUGCAUUUUAGAGAGGAUGAUGUGUGUGUGUGCUUUGCUCUAUGACUGUCUGGUUCCUUCCACUCACGUUAGCUCUCACAGAGAGGCCGCUAGUAAGUUGAUUAAAAAAAUAAUAAUAAUUAUAGACUUUGUUCUUUGCCAAAGAAGAUUGAUAAAAGUUAUGCUGAGUUAUUUUGCAAGUGUUUAAUUUCAUCUGGCUUUGCACCGCUCCCUCCUCUCUCACCACUUACUAUAGCUUGAUCCAUGACAUUUAGAAACCAAAAAAAAAAAGAGCUACUAACUAUCAAAAAGGGCAUACAGUUUAGUAAAGGUCUAGUUUCACCUCACAAAUGUAUCUAAAGAAAUGCAACUUUAUAUCACUUAAGAAGUUAGGGUCAUCCAAUUCCUUACAGCAGCCCUUCUCAACCUGUAGGUUGCAACCCCUUUGGGGGCUCAGAUCAUCCUUUCACAGGGUCAUAUAUCAGAUAUCCUGCAUAUCAGAUAUUUGUUAUGAUCCAUAACAGCAAAACAACAGUUACAAAGUAGUAAAAAAAAUUGUGGUUGGGGAUCACUGUAACAUGAGGCACUGUAUGGAAGGGUCACAGCAUUAGGAAAGCUGAGAACCACUGCCUUAGAGCCUUUCUUGUUGAACAUGUGUAGCCAGAUGCUUUUGGAUUUGUCUGAGGGAUGUGAUUUCCCUUUCUGGGUUGUUUGCUUUCUCUGCCAUUCUCNUUUUUUAUGUUCAGUGUUUCAAAUACACUUUGUAUUAAAGGAUUUUAAAGUACCAAAACUGUUAACUCAGUACAAUGGAUUGUGUUCUGUUAUGAUGUUAAUAUUAUCCAAGGAAAUUGUAUAAAGUGUUGUCAAUUUGAUUAUUGACACAAAUAACAUGUUUACAAAUAAACUGUGGUGUUGAUCAAG
Molecule: messenger RNA, 5553 nt
Organism: Mus pahari (shrew mouse)
Lineage: Eukaryota; Metazoa; Chordata; Mammalia; Rodentia; Muridae
Gene: Fam91a1
Product: family with sequence similarity 91 member A1
Exons: 24
Coding region: 240-2753 (837 amino acids)
Biological process (GO): intracellular protein transport
Cellular component (GO): cytoplasmic vesicle; trans-Golgi network
Source: RefSeq, a predicted model, not a curated record